This is a messenger RNA of Lactuca sativa (garden lettuce), 2272 nucleotides long. The record is from RefSeq and is a predicted model, not a curated record. Lineage: Eukaryota; Viridiplantae; Streptophyta; Magnoliopsida; Asterales; Asteraceae.
UUGAAUCCUUGUGGGAUUUUUGUGACCAAAUUUUUGUUUCGGAAGUCGAAGGGAAGUACAGUGGGCCUUUGUCGUGGAUUGGGAUCUACAUCUCAAUAGCAUCAUUAUUUUGCAUUCUUGCCAUGUGAUAGCCGUUGCAAUGAAACUCCCUGUGGAUUUGAGUAGUCCAAUGCCUGGGUGGGUGGACCAAGCAGCUAAGCAAGGAAGCUUAGUCUUUAUGUGUAUGAUGAUGGCUAACUUAAUGCCUUCUUUGGCGUCCAUGGACAACAAGUCACUUAUUGCAAAUGUCGUAGGUUUUGCUAUUCUCAUUAUCACCAUAAUUGUGAAUAUGUUUAUGGAGAUUAAUACUGGAGUUAUUGAGAGAGAAGGUUUUAGUCUUGCUAUCAAUAAGUGGACGUUCAUAGAGCCUCACUUCAUGGAUGUAGGAUACAUCUAUGUUGCUUUUUUACUCUUCUUACUAAUAAUUUUGAUCUCUUCUGCUAUAACACUUCCAAUCUCUAAGCAAAUUCUAGAACUCAAGUAUCAAGCAAUUAGCAAAACAACUUUAUAUGAUCAUUGUCCCCAAGAUACAUUUGAUAUUCAGAAGCUGCAACAGCAUGUGAAAAGAUACUGGAUCAUGGCAGAAACUGGUAGCCCUCAAUUUGUGAUAGCUUGUAACCCGUUAUCACGUGCUUCCUGCGUAAUUUGUUUAACUGGUCUAGCCAUAUACAUAUCGCUUCUGGUGUCAAUUUUAAAAUUUCCAUUUCGGAUAAGAUUCCAAUCAGAUUACAAGUGGUCAAUGGUUGCCAUUGUUAUCACACAGUCCAUUGGAGUUGGAGUGGGUGUCAUCUCCCCAAUGUUUAGAUGUUUUACGGUUGUGAGCUUUAAAUCUUUUACAAGGUGGAAUAGGAACCAUUUGGAGGUAUUUAAAGUAGAGAAGUAUUGGACUCAACAGUUGUAUGAAUGGAAAGAAAGUCAUAUAACUUUUCUAUCAAAUGGCCAUAGAUCAAGAAAUCUUAUACGUAAUUUGAAAAAACCUAUUCUAAGUGCUUGGAUUGGAUUGCAGAAGGUGAUUGUGGUAACAUGCAAAAUUAUAGGGCUCAUCCCCACAGUGGUUCUACUCAUUUUCAUGUAUUGUUCAUAUUAUUUCAAGUCAAUAAAAGAAAUGAUGCUUAAUCCACCCUCAAGCACUCACGAUAUAGAUGAAGACCUUAGCAAUUAUGUUUUGUUACUUGAAGACAUUAUGGAGUUUGCUGAAAGAACACUUAAACGAAUUUCAAACUCCAUGAAUCGCGUGAUGCAAAAGGCCGAGAAGGAACAAGACGACAAUCUCUUAAAGUUUGUUGAAAGUUCUAUUGGAUUCAAGGGAGUAGAGAAUUUUGACAUUUGUCAAGUUCAACCACUACUUUCUAUUGAAUUUCCUAACAGUUGGAGCUUACCAAUUGUCACCUUAACGUGCAUCGCCAUUGCUCUCCCGCAUAUUGGUAAGGAUGCAACUAAUAACUUGUUCAAAUGUGUUGGUGAAGGUCUUUUUUACACCCAUAUUGUUGAGGAAAGCUUGAACAAUGCACGUCAAUAUGUAAACAUUCAAAAGGCAACUAUGACAUUGUGGGAUGAGGUUGAAGACAAGUACAAGUGGUUAGAGAACACUUUGGAAAAAAGAGCUUAUGAAGGAAAAACAUCAAGAGAGAUCCUUGAAUGGUUUGCUAACAAAGCAGAAGAAAUUGUGAUAGAAGUUAGCAAAAGCACAAAUAGAGGAGAACCGGUGGAAUACCUUCCAUGGAAGUUGAUUGUUGCUAAUUCAAUGUAUCGAAUUACACAAACAAUCAUUCUUACCAACCAAAGUAACAUCUUAGAGAUCAAUGAAGAAUGGUUGUUUACACUAUUAUCUCACAUGAUUGCAGACAUAUUGGUUGCUUGCUUCACCAACAUACCACGAGUCAUAACAAUAAAAUGCCAUGAAACUGCAAUAGAAAAACGAGAAGCUAGUGUUGAGGCUGCAGCAAAGCUUCUUGGUAGGACUACUGAGAUAAUAAAAAGACUUGAAAUGUAUGAAUUACCAAACAUUCAUCAGGAUAAGAUGGCAUUUAUUGAUGAAUGGCGUCUUCAUUUGCAAUGUAUCCCUUAACAUUUGUUGUCUUUCAUAUAGAUUGAAAGUAAUUUUCUGACUUCAUAACACAAUUCUUGUCUGUGUGUAUACAUAGGCUUAAUAUUUGGUUGUAAUUCUUGUUUUUUUUCACCUUAAAAUAUGUUGUCUAUCAUAUAGAUCGAAAGUAAUUUUUCAGUUUUAUUG